Messenger RNA from Ananas comosus (pineapple), 1112 nucleotides. Its product is annotated as eukaryotic translation initiation factor 4E-1. The transcript is spliced from 5 exons. Lineage: Eukaryota; Viridiplantae; Streptophyta; Magnoliopsida; Poales; Bromeliaceae. Gene Ontology annotation, molecular function: RNA 7-methylguanosine cap binding; translation initiation factor activity. The record is from RefSeq and is a predicted model, not a curated record. The coding region runs from base 132 to 899 and encodes 255 amino acids. Gene Ontology annotation, biological process: translational initiation. Gene Ontology annotation, cellular component: eukaryotic translation initiation factor 4F complex; cytoplasm.
CCGAACCUUCUACGUUUCUAAUGCCCAAACCCUUGUUGCGGUGCGCGCUCCAAAAUCACCUCCCCUCCACUCCACCCAUCGCUACGGAGAGAGAGCGCUAGCCCGAACCCUAGCUUUAACGAGGAGCCCUCAUGGCGGAGGAGACGGAGACGACGACGACGGCGGCGGCAGCGGCGGCGGGGGUGGCGCCGGAGGAGAGGCUGAGAGAGAGAGAAAGCGGAGCGCCGCCGCCGCCGCGGGGGCCGGAGGAGGAGGAGGAGGAAGAGGAGGAGGAGGAGGAGGAGGAGAUGGAGGAGGGCGAGAUCGAGAGCGACGCCAUGGACGGAGGAGGUGCUGGGAUGGGGAUGAUGGGGGCUCCGUCGCAGGGGCACCCGCUGGAGCACGCGUGGACGUUCUGGUUCGACAACCCCUCGGGGAAGUCGAAGCAGGCCGCGUGGGGCAGCUCCCUGCGCCCCAUCCACACCUUCGCCACCGUCGAGGACUUCUGGAGCCUCUACAACAAUAUUAACCACCCGAGCAAGUUGGUUGUGGGUGCUGACUUCCAUUGCUUCAAACACAAGAUUGAGCCUAAGUGGGAAGACCCGAUCUGUGCUAAUGGAGGAAAGUGGACAAUUAGCUGUACUAGAGGGAAAUCAGACACAUUGUGGUUGCAUACAUUAUUGGCGAUGAUUGGUGAGCAAUUCGACUAUGGUGAUGAAAUUUGUGGAGCAGUGGUUAGUAUACGUGGGAAGCAAGAACGAAUAGCUGUGUGGACAAAAAAUGCUGCUAAUGAAACUGCUCAGGUAAGCAUUGGGAGGCAAUGGAAGGAGCUUCUAGAUUACAAAGACACGAUCGGUUUCAUAGUUCACGAUGAUGCGAAGAAACACGAUAAAGUUGCUAAGAACCGUUACACCGUAUGAUCUUUUUGCUCAUGCUCUAAUAGUCCCAUAUCUUUAUAAACGGAAUGCUUUUUUUUCCCCUUUUUCGACACAAUUAGACUAAUGCACCCUUUUCUAUGCUUUUAUCUUAAGAAUUGUUGUUUCUUAUCAUCAUAAUAUAGUAGUGUAACUGCAAAAUAUUAACCUUUGUCAUGGUUUCUUUUUCUCUUCUAAGAGUUUCAGCUCCUGAUUUAA